Messenger RNA from Macrobrachium nipponense, 858 nucleotides. Its product is annotated as serine/arginine repetitive matrix protein 1-like. NCBI's taxonomy places the organism in Eukaryota, Metazoa, Arthropoda, Malacostraca, Decapoda, Palaemonidae. The coding region runs from base 1 to 858 and encodes 285 amino acids. The transcript has 2 exons. The record is from RefSeq and is a predicted model, not a curated record.
AUGGAGAGUGAAGAAACUAAAAUACACUUCAGUGUCAAGGACACUGAAGGAAAAGAUGUUGGCUCUAUGAAGGCAAUAACUUCACCCAAGAAGCCAACAAAACUUUCCAUUAAAAUGCCUCCCCCUAGUAGAAAAAGGAGCUCUCCUAGUCUUGACCUCGUGCAAGAGGUCCUCCUCGCAAACGCUGGAGCGUGUGAGAGAUGUCCUCCUCGCAAACGCUGGAGCGCGUGCGAGAGGUCCUCCUCGCAAACGCUGGAGCACGUGCGAGAGGUCCUCCUCGCAAACGCUGGAGCGCGGACGAGAGGUCCUCCUCGCAAACGCGCCGGAGUUGUGACUCUUCACAAACACGCCGGAGUUGCGAGGAGAGGUCCUCCUCGCAAACGCUGGAGCGCAGGCGAGAGGUCCUCCUCGCAAACGCGCCGGAGUUGUGACUCUCUUCGCAAACACGCCGGAGUUGCGAGGAGAGGUCCUCCUCGCAAACGUGCCGGAGUUGCGAGGAGAGGUCCUCCUCGCAAACGCGCUGGAGUUGCGAGGAGAGGUCCUCCUCGCAAACGUGCCGGAGUUGCGAGGAGAGGUCCUCCUCACAAACGCCGGAGCGCGUGCGAGGGAUCCUCCUCGCAAACGCCGGAGCGCGUGCGAGGGGUCCUCCUUGCAAACGCCGGAGCUCGUGCGAGGGGUUCUCCUAGCAAACGCUGGACCUCGUCAGAGAUGUCUUCCUCACAAAAUUGCCCAGCCAAACAAUCGAGGCCAUCCCCAACGCAUCGACCUCGACGGUUUCCUGAAGAGGGUGGCCCACAGGUCGACGGAGCCUACACAACCUCCCGUAGCAGCAGCAGCACCAGCAGCAGACCGACGUAG